AUGUUGAACCUAUCCAGCCUCGUGCAGAAGGCACAGCAGUUCAUCGACCCGACCCAGGGUUUGAACCUUUCCAACUCCGACAAGAACCCGUCCAAGGCAUCGCUGUUCCAGAAUCAGUUCCGCCUUCCCAGCACCCAGACGCCGCUGUACGAGAUCAACGCCGAACUGACCAUCCCCCCCGCCAAUGCCACCUACGGCGAGAAGGACCACGAUCGAGGCUACCACUAUGCUGGCAAGCUGCAUCUCUCCGAGGCCUACAUGUGCUUCUCUACGACACCAUCCAGCUUCGUCCAGUCUGCCAGCACCUCGACAAGCUCAGCCUUCACAGGCCAAACACAUGGCGGGGGACCGAGCGGGAAUGGAUUCACCUUCCCUCUCUGCGCUAUCAGACGGGUUGAGAGGCUGAACAGCCAGACCUUCCAGUUUGCCUUGGCGAUUACGACCUGGAAUGGCAUCAACCAGCAAAAAGAAAAAGACAAAACUAAGGACCAGGAUAAGGAGGCUGCCGAUAAGGACAAGAAGGACAGUAGGGAGCAGAGGAUUACAAUACAUCUGGCGGGCACCCGCCAGGGCUGUGAGCGUUUUUGCGAUGGCCUGAAGAAGGGACUGAGGGCCGGUGUUGGCAAUGUUACCAAGUACAAGAAGGUUGUCGGCGAGUGUUACUCCGAAUAUCUUCUCAGACCGGACGACAAGAAGAACGCGAGCCCUCCCGACGCCGGCCUGGGCAUGCUCUUCCGCUACCCAGGAGAUCCGAAGAAGCUGCGUGACCGGGCCAAGAUGCGCCUGUGGGCAGAGUACCUACGCGAUAAUGGGCGGAACAUGACGCUGAUUCGACAGCCCACCUUUCACAAGCUCAUCCGUGUCGGUUUGCCGAACCGCCUGAGAGGUGAAACCUGGGAGUUAACUUCCGGAUCGAUCUAUCUCAGACUUGAGAACCCCAGCUUAUACACCGACACGCUGGAAAAGUAUGCCGGUCAGGAGUCGCUCGCUAUUGACGAAAUCGAAAAAGACCUGAACCGAAGUCUUCCAGAGUAUCCCGGCUUCCAGAGUGAAGAGGGUAUUGGCCGUCUCCGACGAGUCCUUACAGCCUAUAGUUGGGUCAACCCUGACGUCGGAUAUUGCCAGGCUAUGAACAUUGUCGUUGCGGCCCUGCUCAUCUACAUGUCUGAGACGCAAGCUUUCUUCCUGUUGUCUUCGCUUUGCGAUAGACUUGUUCCCGGAUACUAUUCGACAACUAUGUACGGCACACUCCUGGACCAGAAAGUUUUCGAGUCGCUUGUGGAGAAGACGAUGCCGGUUUUGUGGGAACAUCUGGUCAAGAGCGAUGUCCAACUUUCGGUAGUCUCACUGCCUUGGUUCUUGUCCUUGUAUGUCAACUCCAUGCCUUUGGUCUUCGCCUUCAGGGUCCUGGAUGUCUUUUUCGUCGAAGGACCCAAGGUUUUGUUCCAGAUAGGCCUGGCAAUUUUGAGGAUCAACGGCGAGGAGCUCCUUGACGCUGCGGACGAUGGCGCCUUCAUUUCUAUCCUGAAGACGUACUUUGCGCGCCUUGACGAGUCAGCGCACCCGAAGUCGGAGAACCCCAAGUUGCGCGCCGUGACAAAGUUCCAAGAGCUGAUGGUGGUGGCGUUUAAGGAGUUUUCCGGAAUCACUCACAGCAGCAUUACCGAUUUGCGUUUAAAGAACAAGGAUGCCGUCCUUAGUAACAUUGAAAGUUUCGCCAAGAGAACGGCCAUUCGAAACUUGGGCCCCGACAGCAAGCUUCUUGCUUCUGAGGAGUUGGGCGCGUUAUAUGAUCGGUUCUACACCAUUCUAUACGAGAGACAGCAGCGAGACAGCAUCAUUCAGCAAGAGAAGCAACGUCGCGCAAAGAAUGCACGGCCUAGAGCGCGAGAUGUGUUUGAAGACAGCCCUGACCACGGAGUUGAAAAAGGCCGAGUUGCCCUCGGGCCCAGUACGAGCCUGAUGGACUACGAUGCUUUUAGAGAGUUCCUUGCAAACAUGGCCAAAUGGGCCAUAUCAGACUCGCCCACAACCCCACGACGUGACACAUUUGCGGACAAGGAUAGAAAUGCCUAUACCAGCCGUCGACAGACUAACGGAUUGCUAUCUCCUUGGGGCUCCGGACCAGAGCCCGCAGAUCAUGAAUUUAUGCAGCUUCUUUUCAAGAAAUGGGACGUUAGUGGCACAGGUGCAUUGACUCUGUCAAACGUUGUUGCUGGCUUUGCCAGUAUCAAGGGCAAACGGGAUAUCAUGGGCACCAUUACUUACUUCUUUGAACUGUACGACGAUGACGGGGACGGUAAGGUCGAUCGUGAGGGUAUCCUGCGCAUGUCCGAAGCGCUCCUUUUCUUAUCAAGACGAGGGCUCGAGGGAACCCUUAGCCCGAGCGCCUCUAGCCUUACCCUCAAUACGCCGAACGGCAUGGGUAACCAUGGACUCGAUUCCAGCCUGCCCGGGAUAUCGACAAAUGAGAAGUUCUUGGGAAGCGUCAGCGCAUUCAUAAGGAGAUGCUUCGAGUAUGCUGAUCCAGAUCACCCUCAUAAUCAAAAUCAAAAGGAAAAUGAAGAGAAGUCCAAGUCUGCGGACACCGACGGCGCUUUCGCUAUCGGCGAUGAUGAGGAUGAUGAUGAAGAAGACCUUCUUGCCAUGGAAUCGCCCACUGGAAGUCCGUCUAAGGCGAAGAGAUCUUCGGAUGACUCGCCCUCAGCCUCGGAAGAUAAGCUCCCCGCCGAAAGUCCGACCCAGAGACGUGUCUCAAAGGCGCAGUCAGAAGCCGCAAAUGCUGCGUUAGACCCGGCCAACCCUCUACACAUCACACUUCCUACUUUCCGCAUGGUCGUACUCGCCGACGAGCUUCUGGAGCAGUUCUUUGAGUCUUCUUUCCCCACCUCCUUCCAUCUCAUCGAUGGUUUACCUCAGGUCUCAACCCCGACUUCCACCUUGACUACCUUCUCUAGUCUUAACUUUGGACGUGCACCGGCUGCCGCCAUGAACCCUGCCGCCCAGGGUGCCACUCGUGGCCUGCGCGGAGUGCUUGAUAACAUCGUCACAGACGGCAUGCGUGUCGCUGCCGAGGUCCGCAGAAGAAUGGAGGAGGCUCAAAAGGAACUGGAAAAGAACGCCCUGCCCGGUCAAAGGGACGAGGAAGAGGAAGAUGAUGCAGAUAUUGGAGUCGAAAUCGGCAUCAGAAAAGGUACAGCCGGAGGAAGUGCCGACAUUGAGAGACGGAGUGUCCGGAGUGAAGACCGAGAUCUGCUUGAUGGUGCUGACGCCGAAGCUGGUGCCAGCGGCAACGGCAAGGAAGGCCAACUCGUCGACAUUGAACCAGUUACCAGGAGCGAGGCGAAUGCUAAGGGAGUUGUCGAGUUUGAGGGGUAA
This is a messenger RNA of Colletotrichum truncatum, 3378 nucleotides long. RefSeq names its product TBC domain-containing protein. NCBI's taxonomy places the organism in Eukaryota, Fungi, Ascomycota, Sordariomycetes, Glomerellales, Glomerellaceae. The record is from RefSeq and is a predicted model, not a curated record.